Molecule: messenger RNA, 6660 nt
Organism: Mercenaria mercenaria
Lineage: Eukaryota; Metazoa; Mollusca; Bivalvia; Venerida; Veneridae
Product: probable hydrolase PNKD
Exons: 9
Coding region: 75-1055 (326 amino acids)
Cellular component (GO): mitochondrion
Molecular function (GO): hydroxyacylglutathione hydrolase activity
Source: RefSeq, a predicted model, not a curated record
GGCUAGUGAAGUUGUCUCCCCUGCUGAAACGGGAAAAUUAUGUGAACAAUUGGUUUUAUCCUGUAAAUUUGACCAUGCCAAAGGCAGGGAGCUGUUUAUUUGCAAUCGGAUAUUUCCUGUAUACCAGAACAAGGUUUGGCCGAUACUACCAUGGGAAAGACAUUGCAAAAGGGAAGGAGAAAUACAAUGAAGAUGGUCAUACCAUCAUUGAACCAACCAUGUUUGAUAAACUUGAGAUCACACCCAUACCAAUAGCACUGGACAACUAUGCUUAUAUUGUCAUGGAUACAGAGUCCAACACAUGUGUUGUUAUAGAUGUUGGAGAUGAAGAAGCUAUUAUGAGAUUUUUGGACAAAAUGAACGUUAUUCCAGCAGCAGUUCUUACUACGCAUAAACACUGGGACCAUAGUGCGGGUAAUGCAGGUAUGAGGAAGCGGUACCAGGGAUUGAAAGUCUAUGGAGGAUAUGGUGAUAAUGUUCCAGAUGUUACACACACAUUAAUGGAUAUAGAACAGGUGAAGUUUGGAGGUUUGAAUUUCACAGCAAUCCACACACCUGGUCACACAGUAGGCCAUGUAUCGUACCUUCUGGAUGGGCAGGCUCUAGGAGCUCCAGACUGCCUCUUCUCCGGCGACCACCUCUUUCUGGGUGGCUGUGGUCGAAUAUUUGAGACGCCCCCUUUAAAGAUGCUAAAGUCACUAGACAUUGUAGGUAGAUUAAAGAAAGACACUUUAGUCUGGCCAGGUCAUGAAUAUGCAGUGAACAAUUUAGAAUUUGCAUGCCAUAUAGAGCCAGAAAAUGCAGAUGCCCAGGCUAGAUAUGAAUGGGCGAAGGCAAAGAGAGAAAGGAGAUUAACAACUUGUCCAUCCACUAUAGCUGAGGAAUUAACGUAUAAUCCAUUUUUACGGACUGAUAAAGACUCGAUAAUGAAAAAAGUGACUACACUUGAUAGGACAGAUGAUACAACUGUGUUAGUUCCACCUGAUGAUGAAAUGCGGGCACAGGUGCUCGCAGAACUGCGUGAACAGAAAGAUGCCUUUAAAUACAUUCAGUAGAUUUGCACAUUGUCAGUGUUUUAUCACUUUUUAACAAUCCAGUGGUAUUCAUUGCUCUGCUUAGAUUUUUAACUGCACAAACUUGUCAUGUUGUUUUUUUGCUAAGAUCCUGUUAUGAUUUACAAAAUCUACAAACCAAACAAUGAUGUGUCUAAAAAUUCAGCAGAAGACAGUAAGUUGAUAUCUACCUGAAUACAUUAAUAAAGAUUAAGCAGAUAUCUACCUGAAUACAUUAAUAAAUAUUCAGCAGAUAUCUACCUGAAUAAAUUAAUAAAGAUUCAGCAGAUAUCUACCUGAAUACAUAAAUAAAGAUUCAGCAGAAGAAAAUAAAUUGAUAUGUAUAGUUUGAUACAAACUGUAAUUUCAGAAAUGCUUGAAUAGUGGGUGAAGAAAAUGACCAUUAAAAUAAAAAGGAGUGCAGUGAUCUGUGCUUUCACUGCUCUUAUUUGUUUUAGAAACUUACGUUCUUCAAGCUCAUAGAGUUCAGUAUUAAAAAUCUUAACUGUAAAAAAAAUUUGAUCCUACAUCUUUAAAUAACUCUUUUUCAAAUUGUUCACUUUGAUGCAAGUAAAUACACAUAUUUCUAAAAUAUAUAGUGUCUACUUGAAAGUUUGUAUUUUAAUUCCAGUUUCUAUACAUUGUUGAAAAAAAAAUUAUUUGAAUAUGCAGAACUACCUUCAUCCAAAUAUUCAAAAUACUGCCUUGCAUAGGUAAUGAACAUGAGUUAAGAAAUCUCAAGAAAAUACUGUAAAGUACAUUUAUAAUGACAAAACUGACAUGCAUGAAAAUCCACAUGUUCUUAAAACAUCUUUGUUGUUGUUUCAUAUAUAUGUUCAUUUAUGUCGUUUAAGCUUCACUGUAUGAUGAGCUAUCCUGCUUGCCCUGGUGUCAGCGUUCUUCCGUAUCUACACCUUAGUAAAAGUUUUGGUGCACUUUCUAAUUUUUCUCUUUUGUCUUUGUAAUUAGUAAUUAUUUACAACUUCACCUACAUCACCUACAUCAUCUGGCACAAGGACCAUAACUCUCACCAAAAUUUUAUGAAUUAUCCCCCCUUUUUACCGCCUCGGUAGCCUAGUGGUAGAGCGUCCGCUUCGAGUGCGGGAGGUCAUGGGUUCAAUCCCCGGCCACGUCAUACCAAAGACGUAAAAAAUGGUACUAGUAGCUUCCUCGCUUAGCUCUCAGCAUGACUGAAAAAAUGUUGAAAAAGACGUUAAACCCGAACACACACACACACAAUACUUAGCAUUUCAGGUUAAAGUUUUGGUGCACUUUCACUCUAUCUCAGUUAUAACUAAAUGGAUUCGAUUCAAACUUGCAACAGUUUUUCCACAUUAUCACCCACAUCAUAUGACACAAGGUCGUUAACUCUUGCACCAAUUUUUCAUGAAUUAUGCUCCCUUUUUACUUUGGCUAAUUUUGAUGCAUUUUCUCUAUAUCUCUGUUAUUACAGAAGGGACUUGAUUCAAACUUAAAAUAGUUCUUCCACAUUGCUGAAUUCAUCAUAUGACAAAAGGUUCAUUGCUCUGGCACAAAUAUUUAGUGACUUAUGUCCCCUGUUUACUUAGAAUUUCAGUUUAAGGUAUUAGGCACAUAAUAGAGUACCUCCUUUUUGAAGAGUAUUCAAUUCCUGCCAUAAACCUACUUAGAUUGCAAUUCUCAGGGGGGCGUAGGUUCAAGCCCCACUGGGACCAACUUUUUUUUUUUAUUAUUUUCCUUUUUUUUUUAGCAAGUUUUUACUUCUUUCAAGACUUGUUAUUGAUUUGUUGUACAAAAGUGGGAAAAAAAUCAUUUGAUAAGCAAUUUCUUGCUGUUCAAAGUAAAUUUACCUCUCAAACAGAAGGGGUAGAGUUAGACAUCUUUAAAAAUACUGAGUUACAUGCGGUAAAAGUUCUCUAUUUUGCCUUCAUUCUUUAGAUUUCAUAUUGUGGAAGAAAUGUAGGUAGGUUUUACUUCUGCCUCAAGGUUAUUUUUGAAUGAAGUAGGCAAACUUCAAAAUAGACCCGCAGGAUUCGACCUUAGUUUUUCAGUGGUUGGAGUUAGAAUUCUGUCUCAUUAAAUCCGUUAACUGGAGGCACCCUAGAAAAAAUUAUAUUGACAGUUUUAUUUUAAGUUUUAUAAUUGUUUACCAAUAGUUUGAUGUUUCUUUCAUAAAAAAUAAUGGUAUAAUGAAUUCUCUGCAAACGUUUUAGAUAAAGGCCAUCAUUUUGAAAUUCAUCUCUACUUGAGCUUGAGGAAAUACCGUAAGUUAUACAAAAUUUAUAAAAAACGGCACGGUAAAAGUUUUUAAAAAUUUGCAACACAGUGUAAAUCACUGUCAACUGUAAGAAUAUACAAAGCAAAUGCCAUUUUUUAAAGAUUACUAUUAGGGGCCUAAUACCUUAAUUUUGAUGCUUUUUCACUAUAUCUCUGUUGUUACCAGAUGGAUUUUAUUCACACUUAAAACAGUUGUUCCACACGGUCACCCACAUCAUAUGACACAACGUUCAUGAUGCUGGCACCAAAAUGCUAUGAGUUAUGCCCGCUUUUUACAAGAAUUUCAGGUUCAAUUUUUGAUGCAAUUCUGCUCUAUCUAACUUAUUUGAUUCAAAUAGUUGCUCCACAUUAUUAGCCACAUGAUAUGACACAGUUGCAGAAAUUUUUAUACUUAUUUAAUGUUUUGAUACCUUUUUCUGACUCUGUUAUUACUAAAUACAUUUGGCACAGACGUCAGUUGUUGUCCAAUAUCUUCAUCCACAUUGGAGUAAUUAAACACUCCAGUGACAGCUCAAGCUUCCUCGGAUGUGCCCAGUUUCAAUAUCCAGCAUCGAAAUAGUGGAGCGUGAUGUCUCCUGAAACAGCUCUUAUUAGAUAUUGCUGUUAUAUUUAACUUGUGACUUUCUGCCGGUAAGAAAGUGUAUAUGUUAAAAUCUCUAACAUAGAGAACACUAAUGUGCCUACUUUUAAAUUAUGUUGUCAAGUAUUUCUACAAUAGUGAACAAUUUUCAACACAAUUUAGAUAUGUUUAUAUGCUCAUUCCAGAAUGUUAUAAUCAACUGAAUGUUUUUUUUUAAUCAAAUUAGCUUUUAAGUGCAUGCAUUUUGAUGAUAUACAUCAUGUGUAUGCCUGUACUUAGAUGUUGUUCUGUUUUAUUUACCAGUUUGGAUUUUGUAGCUGUAUUAGAUAUGUCCAAAUUCAGGAAAUACGGAAUUAAAAAAUAGUUGGCAAGGUAAAACUUGAGAUGGUUUGUUGGUGACUUAAUACAGGAUAUAAACUCUAUCAAAAAUGUGAGCAUCCGCUUAGCUGAAUAGGGAGAGCGCAGAUCUACGUAUCACGGGAUUGAGAGUUCCAUGAGUUUGAUCCCUGGGCGAGUUAUAUGUUCUCCAGGAGGAUUUGAUAAAAGACAUUGUGUCUGAAAUCAUUUGUCCUCCACCUUUUAUGCAUGUGGGGAAGUUGGCAGUUACUUGCCAAGAACAGGUUUGUACUGGUACAGAAUCAAGAAACACUGGUUAGGUUUACGGCCUGUAAUACUGUUGAAAAGUGGUGUUAAACCCAAACCAAAUCAAAAAUGCAUAUUGGAUGGUGGCAGAUAUCUUGUAUAUGGUCUCCAACAAACCGUCAUAACUAUCAAUAAUGUAUUUAUGUAAUAAUCAGUAAUUCUGACAAACAGACAUGAUAUCCAGGAUACAAUGUAAUUGUCAUACAUUGUGAAAGAAGACCGGUAACAUUAUGACUUAUUUCAUUGAUAAUGCAGAAAUUCUAUAUCAAACCCUUUAGAUUUGUGUCCUUAAAAUAAUUGCUGACUUUACUUUGUGAUUAUAUAACUGACAACAGAUCAGACCUGUGUUAAGCAGUCAGCCGGGUGACAGUAUAACACAGUCUGGCAGUUCCAAAGACGUUAUUGCUUAAGAAACGUUGAAAUUGCAAUAAAAUGUCAAUUUGGGAAGUUUGCUGAUUGCAGGUGCUUACGGCAAAGUGCUGUUUAAUGCGGGUAGACUCUACAGUAUUUUUUAUAAAUUAUUAGAUUUUAUCAAAGAGCUAUAAAAAUAAAUAGAUCGCCAACUUGAAAGGCACACAGAGCAAAUCUCGCCAGCAUCCCGUGACAACUGAAUGAGAUCUCGUUUACCGGAAGUGAAGCGUUCUCCACGCGCCAUUUUGUAUUCAAAAGCAAUUAAUCAUCGGUAAAAUAAUUAUCACCGUAUGACCACGCUUUUUAAAAAAAAAAAUGGUAAGAAACGUGUACUUUGUGUCUUAAGACUAUUUCACAUUAAACUAAUGUUGUUUUAGAAGCUAACAUGUAUUUUAAAUGUAGUUUUAAAGGUACAAAUUGUAACUCUAUGCUCGCCGAUGUUUGUUUUUACUAAGAUACUGCCGAUUCACGCUCUGACACGAGAUCAUGCGAGAUUACAGCCAGUUGCCAUUCUGUGUAUUUUAUACUUCUUUGAUUUUAUCAAGAAAUAUACACAGUCUCUUAAGUAUUGCACAUCUUUGUUAUUGUUGUUAUAUUUGCACUUUAAAGGUUAAUGAAAUAUUAAAAUGGAUGUUUUAUUACAACAGUUUCAAACUGUAUUAUAAAGCUAAUUUAUCUUGUAGGGAAUUGUGUAACGAGACAUUCCAAAAUAGUUCGAAAGUGAACACUUGUUUCAUUUCAUAAUGAUAGAAAUACAAUGUAAUGACAAGGUGAUUCAUCAAGUUCAUUAAGAAGGAUUUAUUUAUGAAAACAGUUGGGUGUUCUGCAAAAUAUGUAAAAAUGUCAGUCACUUUACCUUUGAAUUAAGUCAUUGUUUUGAGAUUAGAUGUGAAGGAAUUAUAUCACAAGGCCACAGCCAGAGUGAUAUAAUAAUAUGCAUCUGAAUGACAAACCAGUCUUUCAUUUAAAACAGAAUCACUCUUCGAAAUAUAUCAUUUCUUAAUUAACACUUUUGAUUCUAGAUUAGUAUCAAAGAUUACAAAUCAAAUUUCGUCUGUUGAUGACCAGAAGGUAGAAGGUGCUAUCAGCAUAUAUAGGAAGGCUGAUAGCACCUUCUGGCCAUCAACAGAUGAUUUGGUCAUGUUAGAUCAUGCAUUACAAAUGCAUUUGGCUCCUUUAAGGGGCUCUUAGAGCUAAAAACAGAAAUAUCUUUAAAUGAUUUUUUCCCUUGAACCAUUCUGGGGCUCUUCAUUAAAUGUAGUCUUUACUACCUGUCAGAUUAUUCAAAUGGAGAAACUUGACUUCUUUCUUGCUUUUUAUACUAAACACAAUUGUUAACAUUCAUGAUUCAUUGUGUCAUUCAUAUAUUCAAGGUCAAACAGCCAAGGACAGGCGAGUCACUUGGGACGAUAACGACCCUUUUGCUCUUUCUUUUUUUUGAAAAAGUAUGAAGCAAGUCCCUUAAAGUCUUAGAGUUUCAAGCUUUCAGUAUUUGAGGAUCCAGAGUAAGUUUUAGUGUUGUUUGUGAUCAUAUUUUUUGAGUUUGAUGAAAAUACCAACAAUGUUAUAAUAUGGUCUUAUGAAAAGCAUUCUGAGCCUGUUUAAGAAUUAGGUUUGUAUUAAAUGCUAUACCAUAUGUAAUUAAUGGUUAAGUAUGAUGCUUUCAGCUACAUUGUACGCGUAUUUUAAAGAAAAUAAAUAAUGAUAUUAUGUCUUAAA